AAACAAUAAUAUAAGGGAAAAAAAAACACCAUAAACACUCAAAACAGUCGACAGACAGCAGAGCCAACAAGACUACAACAAAGCACAAAAAAAAAAAAAAGAAAAAAAAAACCAGUGGAGAAAAUCUUCCCUCAAAUCUAUCUUUCCAUAGAUCUUGUGGGUGUGGAAGCAGUGCUGGGAUCUAUUUGAAAAAGGGUUUUUUUAAAUUCUUUUGGUGUUUAGGGAGUUUCAGAAAUGGCAACUCCUUAUCCCAUUCCAGUUACCGCUGCUCAGGUGGGAACGUAUUUUGUAGGGCAGUACUAUCAGGUACUUCAACAGCAGCCAGACUUAGUGCACCAGUUUUAUAGUGAUUCCAGUACCAUGAUUCGUGUCGAUGGCAAUAACAGAGAAACUGCUGCUGCAAUGCUGCAAAUCCAUGCCAUCAUUAUGUCGCUCAACUUCGCCGGGAUUGAGAUCAAGACAGCAUAUUCCCUUGAAUCUUGGAAUGGAGGUGUUCUAGUGAUGGUUUCGGGUUCUGUGCAAGUAAAGGAUUUCAGUUCCAGGAGGCAAUUUGUGCAAACAUUUUUCCUUGCACCACAAGAGAAGGGCUAUUUUGUUCUAAAUGACAUCUUUCACUUUAUUGAUGAGGAACAAAUUCACCACCAUCCAGCAGUCUUAUUAGUACAGCACAAUCUUGAUUCUAAAUUCAAUGCUUCAGCAACAAAUCCAGAACCAGUUUCAAACUAUUUGCUGGGUGGAGAUAUCCAGGGAAGGGAGUUUGUGGCUCUUGAUGAUGUUCAAGAAAAUGGUCCAGUUGACAAGUUUAGUUUCCCAGAGCAACGAUUGCAGCAAGCCCCAGAAUCUGAAAGCAUUGUGGAUAACAGUUCUGUGAAAGAGUCAAAUGGUUCACUUCUGCAUAUGGUGAAUACUGUCCAAGAGCAUCUGCCUCCUGUUGAGGAAUCUGUUGGGGAACCCCAGAAGCACACCUAUGCCUCUAUUUUAAGGGUUGCUAAAGGACAAUCUGCGCCAUCAGUUGCUCCUCAGAUUUCUAUUAACAAGAACACACCACCUGCUUCUGACUGGGACCACGCUCCCCAGCACAGUACCCAGCAACCUUUUGUCUCCUCAAAUCCUGUCGAAAGGUCUGGGGCUGAUAUGGCUGAGGAAGUUUCAGCCAUAGAAGAUGAAGGUGAAAUAAAAUCUGUUUAUGUAAGGAACUUGCCCUCUUCUGUGUCUGAGUCUGAAAUUGAGCAGGAAUUCAAGAAAUUUGGUGAGAUCAGUCCUGAUGGAGUUGUGAUUCGUAGUCGCAAGGAUGUUGGUGUCUGUUAUGCAUUUGUUGAAUUUGAAGAUAUGACAAGUGUCCAAAAUGCAAUCAAGGCAGGAGUUGCACAGGUUGCUGGACGAAAUGUGUACAUUGAAGAGCGGAGACCAAACAGCUUUAUCCCAUCUCGAGGAGGAAGGAGGGGUCGAGGCCGAGGCAGCUAUCAAACCGAUGCUCCAAGGGGGCGUUUUGGUGCUCGAAGUUAUGGCAGGGGGGGUGCCUAUGAUGGAAGUGAGCGAGACUACAGUAGAUCGAGAGGAAAUGGUUUUUACAGGCCAACUUCUCGCCAAGACAGGGGUUUAUCUGGCCAACAAGUAUCCAGAAUUGGACAAAGUUCAUAGAGCCAGCAUUCUUUUUAUCUUUUAUGAAGGGAUCAAACUUUUGGUUCCAGCCGCCACAAUUCAGCAUAUUUACCCUUUUGUUAGAUUCAACAACUAUAUAUUGGUGCUUUCAUUAGCUAGUUUUCUUGGAUGUGCUUGGAAUAGGAAUUACAUUAUUUUUGGAAAGGGCAUCCAUCAUACUUAAUUUGUUCUUUCAACAUUUAAAUAGGCAAUAUGUUUGCAAGUUUUGGGCACAUUUCUUUUUACUAAUGGCCUGCCUCAUAAGUUGGGUCUAUUUAUUCAAUAACAAUCCCCACAGGUCUUCCUGCUUGAUCCUUC
Theobroma umbraticum is the source of this 1959-nucleotide messenger RNA. RefSeq names its product nuclear transport factor 2-like. Gene Ontology annotation, cellular component: ribonucleoprotein complex; cytosol. Gene Ontology annotation, molecular function: mRNA binding. NCBI's taxonomy places the organism in Eukaryota, Viridiplantae, Streptophyta, Magnoliopsida, Malvales, Malvaceae. The record is from RefSeq and is a predicted model, not a curated record.